This is a messenger RNA of Enterobius vermicularis (human pinworm), 423 nucleotides long. The record is from the annotation of a GenBank genome assembly. Lineage: Eukaryota; Metazoa; Nematoda; Chromadorea; Rhabditida; Oxyuridae.
AUGGCAGUAGAUGAGUUAGGGCAAGUAAAAGGGAGUGGUGUAGGUGGUAUUCGUGUCAAGUACAGUGGGAUAUCGUGUUGUGGAAAGUUAACAAACAGGUUACAAAAUAUUCUAAAAGAUUUUUUGUGGGAAGCUCUGGAGAAGUAUGGAGAAGGGAUUGAGGCAUCGUUCAGUUGUUUAACGGUGGUGACGAUGAUGGCAGAAAUCACGAAUACCGAUAAAUCUUUGGAUAGAGGAAUGUUAGAAAUAUGAACGAUAGUGACAUGGAAGCGACGUGGAGACGGUGAGAGGUGGUCAAUUGCGGAGGAUUGGGUAGAUAAUGGGCUGAGGAAAAGAAGAAAAUUGAGGACUGCUCAGAAGAUAGCUGCGCAGCAUUUAAACUGUUUCACUGGGUACAUGAGGUUUGACACGGCGGAAUUUUAG